Messenger RNA from Triplophysa rosa, 2233 nucleotides. It is a transcript of the gene chrdl2, whose product is annotated as chordin-like 2. The transcript has 11 exons. The coding region runs from base 67 to 1440 and encodes 457 amino acids. Gene Ontology annotation, molecular function: protein binding. Lineage: Eukaryota; Metazoa; Chordata; Actinopteri; Cypriniformes; Nemacheilidae. The record is from RefSeq and is a predicted model, not a curated record.
CGCUGUGAGAGUCGGCGUUCAAGUGCAGAGAAGUUUUGGAAGACAAUCCUGCCAGGUUUCUUGAAUAUGAAGAAAAGGAUGAUUUACUUGGAACAUCUUUUCGUUUUGGUCAUAAUGCGAUGGUUUGUUCAGGGUGAAACGGAGGCCAUGCGACCUGGAAAAAUGUCGGGCGUGUUUUGCACGUUUAAAGAGAAGAUGUACAGGCCAGGAGAUAGCUGGCAUCCCUAUCUGGAGCCCUUUGGAUUCAUCUUCUGCAUGCGUUGUACUUGCACAGAAUCUGGCCAUGUGAAAUGCAACACCAUCAAGUGCCCUGUUCUGCGAUGUGAAAAUCCGGUGACUAAUUCACAGCAAUGUUGCCCUCGUUGUGCAGAUGAGCACCGGACUCCUGCUGGUCUCCGGGCACCAGUUAAAACCUGUAGGUAUAAUGGAACUAUAUACCAGACAGGGGAAACAUUUACAAAUCAUGAGCUCUUCCCAUCCCGCCAGUCCAACCAAUGUGUCAUGUGCACUUGCUCUAAUGGAAAUAUAUUCUGUGGAUUGAAAACCUGUCAGCCUAUUACAUGCUUGUCUCCAGUUUCUGUACCAGAUACCUGCUGCUUGGUGUGCAAAGAGGGUGCAAUUCAUUUAAAUUCUGCGUCAUCUGGGGAUGGAGGACAGCAGCUGAACAGAGGAGUCAGGCAUUCUGUGGAUCAGUGUGCUGCGGGACAGGUCAGGGGCCGUUCAGUUAGGGCCACACCAUCAACACUGCGAAGCCUCAACUCCAGGAGUCUCAAUCUACAGAUGUUACACAUCAAAGGAGCUUCUGAAACGACUGUUAAGAUUCUUUUACAGCGCAAACAUCAGAGAGCUUGUGUGUACAGUGGCAAGACAUACUCUCAUGGUGACGUGUGGCACCCGGUGCUGGGGAGGGUUUUGGAGUGCAUUCUGUGCACCUGCAGGGACAGCUUUCAAGAGUGCAGACGCAUCACAUGUCCCACCCAGUUUCCAUGCCAACAUCCCAUAAAGAUAGAAGGGAAAUGCUGUAAGAUCUGUCCAGAGCUCAAAGCAGAAGGCAACAGAACUGACUGCUUCCUCGGUCAAGACAAUAACAGUCUGCUGGUGUAUAAAGUUGAGUCCUCAUCUGCUUCUCAGUCAGAAGACAAAGUGCGGAGGAUUGCUAUCGAGAGGCAAGGAGCCACAGAAGUAGAGGUGCAAGUCUGGAAAACCGUUGAAGGUGUUUUGCAUCUAAUGGAGACCGGUGAUGUUCAGAAAAAAGACCUCAUAGAGCAUCCAGAAAAUUACAUCUUACUAACUACAUUGGAUGAAGACACCUGGAGAAAGUUCAAAGAGGAGGAGGACAAGCAGAAGGAUUUCAGUAAGAUUCGGAGCUGUGAAGAUGGGAUCAAGGAAGUGGUGAAAUACUUAAACCCUGAACAGCUGGACCGUCUUUGUGCUUCUUAGUCUCCAUCUGACUCUCUUGCACUGUGCCAUCCUGCAUCCUGACACCCAUUUUAUUACCAGAAGAGCACAUACCCACACCCUCACACAAUGUGCAUGUAGCACAAAACCAGAUGCUGGCAGCAGGUAGUCUAAAGAUCUCCUUUAUUACUAUGAGUCAGUUCAGCACAAGCCUUUAUGAGUUUGACAUCCCAGAAUUCUUUGUAAGACCUUGCUUUUUACUGAAGGGGGCUGAGGUCAGUCAUUACUUUUUUGUGUUGCUGAAAAAUGCACGUUUGACAGGAAAAGUGUGGGAAUGCAUGUUUCUGUCUUUAUUAUUUGGGGCGGAGUGAAGGGUUGAUUUAAAGCAAUCCUUGGCGUUACAAGGAAUGGUCCAUGUUAUUUUAGCUGGUAUCCACUGUAUGUACAUAAAUGGGAAAACAGAGGGUGAUUAUGACAGCUUAUUGGCCUGAAUGCUUUUAUAAAGUUGACGUAGGCCACAUUUUCCCACUGUAUUUAGUUAUACAACAGUCAUAAGUAUCAUGGAUAAACUAAAAAAUACACUAUUUAUUUAAAUUCAAAGCAGCCAACAUUUUUUCUUUAAUUGAAUGUUAUUGCCUUUCUUCUAUGCAGACAUUUUUCAUUGACAUGUAUGAAGUGUGUAUAUUGAUCUGGUUAUGUAUAACACCCAUGCAUUUAAAAUGUUUAAAAUAUAUUUGGGGUAACCUAGUGUUAAGACUAACCAAUAUGAAAUAUUGUAUCUUCGCUUUCAGGCAGAAACAUUCUAUCAAUUUUUUUCCGUAAAUCAUUGGUCACA